UAUAUAUAAUUAAGACCCAUAUUUAAACACUCUUAAAGCAUCUUUACUGUAAAGUGUUUGAGAACAUUCAGAAAAAUAUCGCUUAACCGAAGUUAAAUUAAUACGCUUCUGGCUUAAACGCAAAGUAAAAGAACUUCCUGUAAGUCACUUAUUUUACACAAAUUCUAAUCAAAAUAAAACAUUUAUCAAUAUACAAAUAAAACAUCAAAGGCAAUGCAAAUAUCCAUAAAAAUCAAAUAAGACUAUAAAGGUUUGGUCCAUCAGACGAAACAUUAUCAAAGAAUAAAAGGUUACAGGAAGUUGUAAUAUAGAUGCACACGCCUAUUGUAGUUGGCGGGGUUCAGGGACAAAUGAGACGCCCGUAUUUUACGGUGACUGUGUUUGAUUGGACGAUUUAAAACAAAAACACGCCCACCUGUGAUCCUUUAUUUAUUUACGAAACCGAACUCUUGAGUCAUUCAGUGGGUUUUUAUAUAUAUAUAUAUAAACGAAAGAAUGCACAGGCAAAUACAGUAAUUGGACUGGUUACUGAGGGAAUAUUCCGUCUACUGCAACUUUGACAGAAAAAAAAAGACUAAAUACUUUGAACUCGGCUACCGAUGAAAGUGGAGGACCGCAAGAUGAACCAAGGAACUUGCUAGUGAAAGGCAAAAAAAAACCGGCACACUUCUGUGCACCGUUCUACUGGUGUUACUCUGUGUUUUUAUCAUAAAUUAUGAAAUCCACGUCCCUGACGCUUCUUUUCUACACGAUCGGUGUUUAUGCUCUUAACACAUUUGGAGCUACAUGCAGGCAUGGUGAAUAUCUAUCAAAAGUUGGAGAAUGCUGUCCAAUGUGUAAUAAAGGGUUUGUGGUUCUCAGAGACUGUAUUGGUGAUUACAGUACAAUAUGUGCUCCUUGUACUAAAGGAACGUUUAUGAAUGUGCGUAAUCGUCUGUACACAUGUUUUCUAUGUAAAACCUGUGACAGAGGGCUUUACAUUUUGCAAAACUGUAGCACAAUAAAGGACACAGUCUGUGAGGUCUUGGAUGGGUAUUACUGUGUACAGCACUCAGAUGGAGAAUGUUCUCUUGCAAUGAAACACAGUGAGUGUAAACCAGGAGAACAAAUAAUAACUCCAGGCAAUAAAUCCUCAGACACAGUUUGUGAAGCGUGUCCAUUAGGAUUUUAUUCCCCUAAAGGUGUGAGAUGCUUUAAAUGGAAUGACUGUUCACUCAAUAAUGAGAUUGUGGAUGAAGAAGGCACUUCUAUUACAGAUGUUAAAUGCAAAAGUUUAAGGAAGAGAUUUGGUCUUAUAGCAGCUUUUGUUCUUAUAGCAGCUUUUCUCUUACUAUUAUUAUCUUCAUGUUUGAGGCACAGUGGACACACAAGUGAGUUGUGUUCGGUGUUAACUUCCAUUUUUAACCUUGUUUACAAAUCUAUACUGUAUAAUAUUCCUAUCUAUAUUGUAAGUGCUUAUUUUCCUUUUCCUUGUUUUACAGGUAGAGAAUUAAGAGUAAAUGCUGACUUUAAAUAACAUUUGUUUUUCCAUAUUGAUAAAGUUCACACUGCUUAAAAAAGCAAAAAGCACAAAAACUUUUGUUUUUUUGCAAUACUGAUGCUACACUGUGCACGGUCUAUUAGUAGUUGUUUCUAUCAAAAGUAUUACUUGAUCCAUUUCUUAAGAUGCAGACAAUACUAGUAUUUCAUGUUACAGAAAACUGACUUUGUUAAAAAAAAAAUAUGAUAUUUACCAAUUAAACCAUAAUCGAUUAUAGCCUCCUGACGUCAUGCCAUGAAGUGGCAUCUGUAGACCUUAGAGGCAGGAUUGUGUCCAGGCACUGAUCUAGAGAAGGGUACAGAGAAGUUUCUGCAGCAUUGAAGCUCCCAAUGAGCACAGUGACCCCCCUCUUCCAUAUCUGGGAGAAGAUUGGAACCACCAGGACUCCUAAAGCGGUCCACCUGUUUUUAGUGGCAGGAACUGGGAGACUAGUCAAGAUCGAGGGAAAGAUUAAUGCAGCAAUGUACAGAGACAUCCUUGAUGAAAACCUGCUCCAGCACUCUUUGGACCUCAGACUGGUGUGACAGUUCAUCUUCCGAAAGGGCAACGACUCAAAGGCUGUGAAUACUCAUGUACAUAUGAUUUUCUUUUGUAUAUUUUUAAUACAUUUUCAAACAAACUUCUUUCACAUUGUCAUUAUGGGGUAUUG
Silurus meridionalis is the source of this 2189-nucleotide messenger RNA. Its product is annotated as tumor necrosis factor receptor superfamily member 14-like. NCBI's taxonomy places the organism in Eukaryota, Metazoa, Chordata, Actinopteri, Siluriformes, Siluridae. The transcript has 6 exons. Bases 716 to 1516 code for a protein of 266 amino acids. Gene Ontology annotation, cellular component: external side of plasma membrane. Gene Ontology annotation, biological process: positive regulation of cytokine production involved in immune response; positive regulation of peptidyl-tyrosine phosphorylation; negative regulation of alpha-beta T cell proliferation. The record is from RefSeq and is a predicted model, not a curated record. Gene Ontology annotation, molecular function: protein binding.